Messenger RNA from Echinostoma caproni, 600 nucleotides. The record is from the annotation of a GenBank genome assembly. NCBI's taxonomy places the organism in Eukaryota, Metazoa, Platyhelminthes, Trematoda, Plagiorchiida, Echinostomatidae.
AUGAAACCGCUCUGUGAAGCGGCUGUCCAAUCCGAAAUGGAGUAUCGACAAGAAAGCGCUGCAUGCCAAAUGCCUGAAUUUCAAACCCUGGACGGAUCAGCCACCACUAGUCGAUCACCGGUCACAUUUCGAGGAACUGACAACUUUGGCAACACGCUUAUCAACCUCCCUAAACGAGACCUGGUGACCUUCGAGGGAGAUCCUGCCCGCUACUGGCUUUUCAUGCGCUGUUUCGAGGCGAACGUCCUAAAGUCUACAACCGAUCCAACAAUCAGGCUUUCCUACCUGGUUCAGUAUUGUUCCGGCGAGGCCAAAAGAGCCAUCGAAAGCUGUCUAAUACUGGAUCCUGAGGAGGGAUUUACCGAAGCCCUAAACAUCUUGCGAAAGCGGUUUGGAAGGCCACACAUGAUAGCCAGGACGCACAUCGAUGCCCUCACGGAUGGCCUCGCGAUCAGACCAAACGAUUUUGCAACCAUAUCGACACUAGCUGGGGAGCUCCGUACCUGCUACACCACCUUGAGGCAAUUAAAGUAUGAAUCGGACAAAAAUGCUUCUCGGAUCAUUGGUGCCAUUGCAAGACGUGCCAGAAAACACGGCUAA